Molecule: messenger RNA, 587 nt
Organism: Meloidogyne enterolobii
Lineage: Eukaryota; Metazoa; Nematoda; Chromadorea; Rhabditida; Meloidogynidae
Source: the annotation of a GenBank genome assembly
AUGAAAAAUAUUUUGUUUAAAUAUUUAUUAUUUUUACUAAUAUAUUUAUUUAAUGUUGAAUCUUCAAAAAUUUUAGUUUUUAGUCCAACUAUAAGUCGAAGUCAUAUGAUUUCCAAUGCUCGAAUAGCUGAUACUUUAGCUAGUGAUGGACAUAAUGUUACACUUUUAGAAGUUGAAUUUCUUGCAAAGGUGGGAGAGUUAAAUGCUUCAAAAGUUGCAAAUACACUAUUAGUGCCGGGUCAAUUUAUAGAUCCAAAGGAAUUUAAUUCAUCCAUGAUAGCUGAAAUGUCAUUUAAGAGUGUCUUUUUACCUAUGGAUUUUCUAGUGGGUACUAUUUUACAAACAUCUUUCAAUAUUGCUUGUGAAAGUAAGUUAAAGAGAGAGGGACAAAUCACUGUACAAUCAAAAUACUGGCAGAUAUUAUUUUUAUAUAUUUUUUGGGCAAAUAGCACCUCGGUCGAACAACUAAUAAAUAAAAACCAAGAAGUGUGCCGAAAUAAACGUGGGAUACAUGAGGCGAAAUUAAACAUCCAGGAGGUUUUAAAUCCGCGGAAAGUAAAAAAGGAGGGAUGCGAAUUACAAUAAAU